This is a messenger RNA of Penicillium robsamsonii, 1560 nucleotides long. RefSeq names its product nucleic acid/nucleotide deaminase domain-containing protein. The record is from RefSeq and is a predicted model, not a curated record. The coding region runs from base 1 to 1560 and encodes 519 amino acids. The transcript is spliced from 2 exons. Lineage: Eukaryota; Fungi; Ascomycota; Eurotiomycetes; Eurotiales; Aspergillaceae.
AUGGACCAAGAAGACCCGAAUUUGCUGAUAGCCCAUCAGCCUAGAAAACUGCGAUUGUUAUAUGAGCCCCUCUGUUUGCUCCACACUUUGAGCGAAGUCCGAGGGGAUCGGAUCAAGCCCGGCGAAGAAAGCAUGGGAUCGACUCAACCCAAGUACUAUCGAAACUUUGUGGAUGCCAUUGCCUACAUAUGUGCGUAUCAGAAGAAACCUGGCUAUGUUACCGCGGUAGCUCUUGAAGAAACCCCAGAUGCGAUAGUGAUCCUGAUAGCUGCCAAUGGUGGGAUUGAUAGGGCAGUCCGAACUCUUUUAGAGGACGUUUGCCUGAUUAUCUUGUGGAUAGUCGAGAAUUCUACCCUUCAACUGAACACAGAGGAAGGCCAAGGGGUUAUGAAGAUCUUGACUGACUAUGUGCUGCCUCUCAACGCCCCGAAGAUCUUUGAAUACUAUCAGCAAGUGAAUAAAUCGGUCUCAUCUGUGAUGGGCGGACUGAACACUGAGCCUGGAUUAAAAGAUCACAGUAGCAUCAUAAAGCUCCGAAACUGGUUUUCAGCACACUUAUCGAAGGAAGGUGUCCAGCUUCAAGAGUGCGACAUGCCAGCUUUAGCCCUCUCCAGCUACAAGGACCGGAAGUUGUUCACGGCCUUGCAUCAAACCUCCGAGAGCCUUGAGCAAUGUCGGAAAUUUGAGCGACUCCAUAAGUUGCUCUACAAGCUGGGGAAGCAUGUGGCCCGGUGUAAACGUCUGGUUGAAUCCACCAUCGGACUCCGAUUGACACUAUCCCGAGGCUUGCGCAUUGAAACAAUUGGCGCGUCGCCGGAGAACCCGAUCAUACUUAUGGAGCGUACUUGUACCAUACAGAAGAUUAGCAACCGUAUGUUUUCUGACCCAGCAAAGCGGAAUGUGUUCUUGCAGCAGCUACAACGAAUAUACACGGGGAAAGAAUUGGACAGAGUGCUGUCUAAGGAUGUCUGCAAAGGAAAAACCCGCGUACAUGCUGAACUCCUGGUACUUGAUCACUUUGAGCAGACGGGAGGUAGGUUUCUGGAUGAGCGGGACAGGUAUAUUGGAUGCAGCAAGCCAGCAUGCUACCUCUGUCAUCUGUUUAUUUCCUGCCACCCAGGACGCUACGCAACUCCUCCCUCUCAUCAGAAGCUCUAUAUGAACUGGCGACUUCCCGAUAUCCGUGCAAACGAGCAGAAUGCCGGGAUGCGCUUUCAGCGUCAACAGGACGUUCUUCCUCGCAUGACUGAAACUGUUCGGAGAGAUUUGAAGAAUGAUAUCGCUACCGGUGUCGGUAAGAGAAUGGCGUUCCCGGACUCGACAGCAGGGGGAUCUUCAACCAUUUUUGAAAUUGAUUCUGACCUCGGUCCUUCUAUGGCUGCUCUUUCCCUUGAUGGAUUGAGAAAAAAGCUCGCCCAUCAACAUGAAGCCGUCCGAGCUUUCCAAGAGCCUCAUAUAGACUCGAGGGUUAACCUUUGGGGUAUUCCCUCAAUUUCUAGUGAGGGUAGCGAAGAGGCUGAAAGUGAUGAUGACUCCACCACAGGCGGGGUGAAAGUUUAG